This is a messenger RNA of Episyrphus balteatus (marmalade hoverfly), 3554 nucleotides long. It is a transcript of the gene otk, whose product is annotated as tyrosine-protein kinase-like otk. The record is from RefSeq and is a predicted model, not a curated record. Gene Ontology annotation, biological process: axon guidance; dendrite self-avoidance; protein phosphorylation. NCBI's taxonomy places the organism in Eukaryota, Metazoa, Arthropoda, Insecta, Diptera, Syrphidae. The coding region runs from base 88 to 3222 and encodes 1044 amino acids. Gene Ontology annotation, cellular component: plasma membrane; axon. Gene Ontology annotation, molecular function: ATP binding; protein kinase activity; cell-cell adhesion mediator activity. The transcript has 9 exons.
CAAUUUGUAAAAAAUAAUAAUAAAAAAUUUACUGGAAGAUAAACCAACUUAAAAAUCCUUCUAAAGGAUAAUUUUAAUAACUCAGCAAUGGAUUAUAUUAUUAUGAAUAGAAUCAAAAUGUUUUUCGGAUAUAAGACACUCUUAGGAGUUAAUGUUAUCAUUGGAUUUUUAAGCCUAAGUGUAAUUGGAAGUAUAAAUGCUGAAACAUCGAGAUUUGUAACGUUACCACAGAGUCAGACAGUCAUUGAAGGUGAUUCAGUUGUAUUUACAUGUCAUGCGACUCCUGUUGGUGGAAUGGAUUAUUCUUGGACUCAUAAUGGUCAUGCCAUUCAGAACUCUACUCGUGUACAUCAAGUUGGCUCCAAUCUGCAUGUGAAUAAUGUUGUCAAGGAUUUAGAUGGCGGAGACUAUGCAUGCAUAGCUACAACUGACUCAAGUGGAGCACGUCAGGCCUCACCGCCAGCUCGGCUAAAUAUCAUAUGGAUACAAACAGCUAGCGUUCAAUUACUGACCAACCGCAAGGACGAAGUAAUCUUGAAAUGCCAUGUCGAGGGCACUGGCCAACUUGAAAUUGAAUGGUUUCGUAAUAGUGAAAAAUUAACUUCAAUUCAAAACAUCCAUCUGGACGGGAAUCGUCUGCUUAUUAAAAGUCCAUCCGUCUAUGAUAAUGGACUCUAUCGAUGCGUUGCAUCAAAUCCAGCUGGACGAGCGAUGAGUAAAAAAGGAUACAUCCUCAAGUGGGCUGGCACUGAUUCGCAGACGGGUUCUGGGUGCAUUCCACGUUUUACCGAUGGUAAAAAAGGUCAAAAACAGCUCGAUAAAUCGUCGUCUUCGACAAAAAACGUUUUCUUGUGUCGUGGCAAGCGAGGCGAUAAAUCUGCCAAAGCUACCGUCUCAGAUGUUACUUUUAGCCAGCAGCCAUCCGUAAAGCAGGUAGCCAAGGAGAAUGAUCCCGUCGAACUACCUUGUACGUAUCAGUUGCCAGAGAAAUAUCGUAGCCAAACCGUUCAACUGAGAUGGCGAAAGGAUGGUAAAGUUUUCCGUCAAACCGAUUUGGGUGUUUCAACGUCCACUACUGCCGAACCGAAUAUGGAAUCAAUGCUCCGUGAAGACUUCCGGAUAACACUCAAUCGUGCCAAUGGCUCAUUGAUGUUCUCAUCGGUCAUAGCUAGCGAUGCUGGACAGUAUUAUUGUCAGAUUUACAUUGAAGGACAUAGUCCGAUAUCGUCGGAAACUGGUGAAUUGGUUGUAAUUGAACAGUUGAAAUUUGCCCCACAGCCAACAUCGAAGAAUUUGGAAUUAGGCUCUGUGGGUAAGAUUCAUUGUAAAGCCCAAGGAACUCCAACACCGCAAGUAAAGUGGAUAAGGGACUUCUCUGAUCAAUUGCCCGAAACAAUUGACGACAUUAACGGUACGUUAAUAUUUAAAAAUGUAUCCGCCGAGAAUCGUGGCAACUAUACCUGCAUUGCUAGCAACACUCAAGGACAAAUAAAUGCCACCGUUAGCAUAGCUGUUGUCGUCGCACCCAAAUUCCAUGUUCGUCCAGAAGGACCAAUUCAAGCUACAGAAAUGGGUGUUGCCAGUAUUCAUUGUCAAGCUAUUGGUGAUCCCAAACCAACAAUUCAAUGGGACAAAGAUCUGAAGUAUUUGAGUGAAAACAAUACCGACAAGAAUCGAUUCAAGUUUUUGGAGAAUGGAACUUUGGAAAUCACCGAAGUACAUUUAGACGAUGAGGGACGAUAUGGAUGUACAAUUGGUAAUAGUGCUGGCUUAAAGAGGGAAGAGGUUAGAUUUGUUGUCAAAGCUGUUGAGGGUUUCGCUACUGAAGAGUCCUCCGAUGGCUUCUUAAUCACUCGAGCUGUCCUCAUAACAAUGUCAGUUGCCUUUGCCUACAUCAUUCUCGUAGUCGGACUAAUGUUAUGGUGUCGCUAUCGACGACAAGCUCGCAAAGCUCGUCUUACCGAAGCUGGCAAGGAUAACGUCGAAACCGGUGAAGUCAAUAACAAAAUGGCCGAAAUUGAACCAUGUCUACCGGAAAAUGGAAAAUCCGAUAAGAAUGCCAAAACUAAGAAAAUGAACGGCAACAACAAUCCUCGUGGCAGUGGCAAUGAGGCUCAAAAAAGUGAUGACACAAUAUCGAGUGUGAAUUCUAAAGGCUCCAAAAAGUCGCAUGCCUUCGAUCAAUUAGCUUUGCCCAGGUCUAGUCUCUCGGAGCUCAUUCAAAUUGGUCGCGGAGAAUUUGGUGAUGUGUUUGUUGGCAAAAUAAAAUCUUCACUAAUAAAAAUCAACGAAGCUAGCGAAAAGGACACAGAUGAGCGGCAGAGUGGAACUCCGCCGAAUAUGGAAAAGAGACGUUCAAAAACUUCAAUGGAUGAUAUAGAAGAGAUCAAAGAAGAACAAGAAUCGAGCACAGAAGUUUCGGAUGAAUAUAAAUUGAUUUUGGUAAAGGCGUUGAAUAAAAUCAAGGACGAAACUGCGUGUCAGGAGUUUAAGAGGCAAAUCGAAAUGUUUCGAGCUAUAUCGCAUAAGGGUGUUGUUAAGUUGUUUGGACUGUGUCGGGAGAAGGAUCCGCAUUAUUUGGUGUUGGAAUAUACUGAUUGGGGUGAUUUGAAGCAAUUUCUUUUGGCCACAGCUGGCAAGGCGAAUACAGCAACUACGGCGUCUGGACAGAAUGGAACAAAUGGCGCAGUUGCUGGCUCAAUACCACCCCUCAAGACUGGACAAAUUUUAGCUGUAGCAUAUCAAAUUGCCCGGGGAAUGGAUGCAAUUUAUCGUGCUCGUUACAUUCACAAAGAUUUAGCUACACGUAACUGUAUAAUCUCAAGUGAUUUCAUAGUUAAAGUAUCAUAUCCAGCAUUAUCUAAAGAUAAAUACAAUCGGGAAUAUUUUAAACAUCGAAAUACAUUACUUCCAAUUCGCUGGUUAGCACCUGAAUGCAUCCAAGAGGAUGAAUUUACAACGAAGAGUGAUAUUUAUGCCUAUGGCGUUGUUGUCUGGGAAUUGUUUAAUCAAGCAACAAAACUGCCAUUCGAAGAAUUUAGUAAUGAGGAAUAUUUACAAAAGAGUUCUGGUGGCAGUUUGCAAUGGGAUGUGGCCGAUGGUACACCGGAGGCUCUUAAAGAAAUUAUGGCAUCGUGUUGGAAUCAAAAUCCAAAAGACCGUCCCUCAUUUAGUCAGCUCUGUACGGCACUAAGUAAAGCAAUGCAAUCCAGUGAUAACUAAUUUAAGUCGUUGUAAGUUUUUUGUAUUAAUAUUUUUUUUUAUUAUAUUUUAAACAUUUUGUAAUUAUAAAAAUUAAAACACAAUAAGAAAAAAUUAAAAAACAAAAUUCAAAAAUAAAACUAGAAAAAAUAUGAAAUAUAUUCUUUUUUUUGUUAUACUUAUAUUAUUAUUUAUUUAUCAUUUUUGUUUUUUAUUUAACAUUAUUAUUCACAUUUUUUUUUUUAAUUUAAGUUUAAGUAAUAAAAAUUAAAUUAUUAUUAUUAGCAGCUACCCACCCAUGACAAAGAACUGAAUAAGUUAAAUAAAAUCAUGAUUUUUUUGUACGCGUACAU